AUGAUUGCCGGUAAAGGCUUCGAUCUGCAAACCCUUGUCACUCAAUUCUGCGAGCUUGCCCAGGAAGCGGGUAUAUCCUUUAGGCACUACAUGCCGGUAUUCAAACCAGGCGUCAAACAGGUCUCCAACCAGACAAUUGAGAACGGCGUUGCCAUUCUUGCACUGAACCGCCCGGAAAAGUACAAUAGCUUUAACCGGGAAAUGGCCCUGGAACUUCAGAAACAACUGGAUGCCUGCGCCGAAGACGAAGCAGUGCGCUGCAUUGUGAUCACCGGCACGGGUAAAGGCACGCAACUUUGUUAUACCAUGACAACACAUGCACAGCACGUAAAGAAAAUCGUACCGGAAGCAGUAUCUCCGGCCACUGAAUUUAAUGUGCAGGCCGAAGGAUUUGCCGACCUGCAAACCUUACGAUACCAG
Ostertagia ostertagi is the source of this 420-nucleotide messenger RNA. Lineage: Eukaryota; Metazoa; Nematoda; Chromadorea; Rhabditida; Trichostrongylidae. The record is from the annotation of a GenBank genome assembly.